This is a messenger RNA of Solanum verrucosum, 943 nucleotides long. Its product is annotated as protein TONNEAU 1a-like. Bases 10 to 804 code for a protein of 264 amino acids. NCBI's taxonomy places the organism in Eukaryota, Viridiplantae, Streptophyta, Magnoliopsida, Solanales, Solanaceae. The transcript is spliced from 9 exons. The record is from RefSeq and is a predicted model, not a curated record. Gene Ontology annotation, molecular function: protein binding.
GAAGAAGAAAUGGAUGAUUAUACAAGAGAAAUGAUGGACCUCAAAACCCUCGUCACUCGAACCCUAGAGAAGAAAGGCGUCCUCGCCAAGAUCAGAGCUGAGCUUAGAGCAAGCGUUUUUGAGGCAAUAGAAGAGGAGGAUAGGACCAUUGAAAAGGACGAAGGCUUGCCUCCUGCACUAUUGGGUAGCUGCAAUGAGCGUGCGAAGCAACUCCAUAAUUCCCCUUCAGGAAGGCUGCUAACGGCACUGAUAUGUGAAUAUUUUGACUGGGCUCAGUUAAACCACUCACUUAAAGUUUAUUUACCAGAGUGUAAUUUGCAAAAGGAUUCUUGGAAAUCAGAGCUAAAAGAAUUUAGCAGCAAAAAUGGAUACGAUCUUAACAGGAAUGGGGAUAGUGGCCCAUUGCUUUUGGAUGUUCUCGAAGGAUUCUUGAAGUAUGAGAACUUAUCUCAAGGAAGGGGUGCUGGGAGGAGAUUGACAACACCAGAUGCUGUUUCUCUUCCCACUUUAGAAACAAGGAACAUGAGGAGGCCUUCUUCAUCUUCAGUUGCCGGGGGCUUACCUCCAUUGGGAAGGCCAGGUCCUGCAGCCCAGUCAUCUGAUAGAAGAGGAGGUUCGUCGGUAUCUGGAUACAGGAAGGAUGAAUACAACUGGAGAUAUGACAAUGAUGAACUUGCAGAAGAUGUAAGUCGUGCUUCAUCUGCCUUAGAAAACCUUCAGCUGGACAGAAAAGCUCGGAAUCUUACCACUUCCUGGCGGCAUGGAGGGGAUGGCAUGUCCGAGGAAGAUGACAGGGGAGAGUAGGUGUAGCUAAAUGGUCUCCAAAUUACUAAUGUGGAAAUUGAUAUAAUCUUAAACCAUUGUAAUGCUAUGUUGUGUAUUGGCCUGUGAUAUUGCGUAUGAUUGAAAUACUGUAUAUUGCUUAUAGUAUAUUGGUAUGAGC